UUGUAAUGUGCCGACAGUAACCAAAGCAUGCAUACUUUCUGCUGAGUGGACGCCAACACAAGUUGUCUUGGAAUCAGAUUCCGUGACGAUGGUUCGAUCCCUCUAUAAACCAGAGGCGCUAAGAUCAGCGUCAAGCUUCAUCAUUCAGGAGGCAAUGGAGUCCGCGGCGAGAAUACCCAAGGUGGUGUUCAAACACAUAAGGAGAGAUUAGAAUAGUGUGAAGCGUGAGCUUGCACGAUUAGAAUAGUGUCAAGGAUGAAUGACGGUUUAGUAAUAGCCUAUAUUUCAAAUAUUGUGUGACCUGAUAUUUUAUUUCCUUGAUGGUUCGAUCUUGAGCUGUAACGAUGUAAUAUUAUAUUAGGCUCUCUGCAUCUCACGAUUCAGAGGCCGGAACAUUUUCCUUUAUUGAAAAAACAUCUAAAGCGGGUGACUGCAUUUGAGAGUUGGGCUCCGAAAUAGGCCUACUAAUCUGUAAAAAGUACAUUUUGCAUUGUACCCAGUGUGGGAACUGAAUAUUCGAUUACUCCCUCCUGUUCCAAAAUUGAGUGGGAUAAGUGCCUUGGAGUGUCGCUGCUGACAGCAAUGAUUGAAGGCAACUCUAGAUUGUGUAUUCUAAGGUGGAUUUUUGUAUAAUGAGAACAGACUCUAGAAUCGGGUUACUUGUUCAACUUCGGCUUUCAGAGGUAGAAUACAGAUUCAGAAACUGAAAAAAGCCCCUAAAACCCAAGCAUUUUCGCCCCAAACAUAUAGUGGGUUGGUCUUCUUCCUUGUCUUUGCAUGGCGCAACAAAGCCGGGCAGUGGCCUGUGUGUUCACCCCGCUUAACGCUCUCUUCCCUUCGUCCAAACUUGCCAUCCAUGGCGCCCUUAAAAACACGCAUGCAUACUCUCCUUCCGAAGGAUCCAAAACCAUGGAAGAAUGAGGAUCAAUGGAGGUGGAUGGAUGCUUGUUGUUGGGAGAUUGAUCAAAGUUAACGAGGCAGAGAUCGAGAGCUGUUUAUAUUGUCUGUCCACUCCAAGAACCAAUCAACGCCACUCUUCGAGAAGAAAAUAUUUUUAGAUCGAGUUGCAUGAACUGAUCGAAAGAGAGAAUGGCCUUGUUCGAUCGAAACCAGAGGCAGCGGUCGCCGUUCUGCUCGACGGCGACCUUCGUUUUAUUCGUGGCGCUCUGCUUCGUUGGCCUGUGGAUGAUGUCCUCGCCGGAGACCGUCCCGGCGGCCAUGUCGGCGUCGUCGGAGAAGGUCAAGGCCGACGUCAAGGAGGAGGACAGUUCCAUCGACGCCACCAACACCGUCAAGCAGGACAGCGCCAACGUCGUCGCGGAGACGACGACAGCCGCCGCCGAGGGAGCCGAGGUCGUCGAGAACCCCGCAAAGCCCGCCGGCGACGUCAAGGGCGGUGCGGAAGGCGACGGUGGCAAGGCGUCGUCCAAGAACCAGUCGUUCGAUGACGAGAACGGCACGACGGAGGGCGGGGACCUCGUGAAGCCGGGGGUCGGGGAGACGGACGGUGCCGCGGUUCAGGGGAAGAGCGUCGAGGAGUCAACCUCGGCGGGGACUGACGAGAAGGGGACCGGCGGUCAGGACAAGAACGCUGAGCAGACGUCGAUUGACUUGAAGGAUGCGAUCAGCCAGGACAAGAACGCCGAGGAGACGGCAGCGGCGACCGGCGCGAAGGAGAGCGGCUCCGUGGUCGUCGGCGACGGGAUCAAGAACCAGACGUUCGACGACGAGAACGGCAAGAUGGAUGGCGUUGACCUGGUGAAGGACGACGGCAACAAGACUCUCAUCUCGGACGAGAGUGCUCAGGCCGAAGCAGCCGCGUUGACGGUGAAGCCAUUGGCUGAAGCGGUGGCGGCGACCACCGCCACUGACAACAAAGAGGAGGCGGCGUUGUCUGAAACUGACACCACUGCCACUGCAACUACGACUACUUCCGAAGAGGAGAAGAAACAAGACGGCGGUGAGCAGCAGCUGCCGGCGGCGGAGGCGCUGCCGAACGUUCAGGCUGAGCUGCUGACGGAGCGCGCCGCGCAGAACGGGUCGUUCACGACGCAGGCAGCGGAGUCCACCAAGGAGAAGAAGAAGCGCGCCGAGAAGGGAAAGAAAGGCAAGAAGAAGGCUGCGGAGGAUGCCGGCGCCGCGUCGUUCGCGUGGAAACUGUGCAACUCUAGCGCCGGCACAGACUACAUCCCGUGUCUGGACAACGAGGCGGCCAUCAAGAAGCUCCGAACGACGAAGCACUACGAGCACCGGGAGCGGCACUGCCCUGCCGAGCCGCCGACGUGCCUGGUCCCGGCUCCGCCGGAGUACCGGGAUCCGAUCCGGUGGCCGCACAGCCGCGACAAGAUCUGGUACCACAACGUGCCGCACACGAAGCUGGCGGCGUACAAGGGGCACCAGAAUUGGGUGAAGGUCUCCGGCGAGCACCUGACGUUCCCCGGCGGCGGCACGCAGUUCAAGCACGGCGCGCUGCACUACAUAGACCUGAUCCAGGAGGCGCUUCCAGAGGUGGCGUGGGGGCGGCGCAGCCGCGUGGUGCUCGACGUCGGCUGCGGCGUGGCCAGCUUCGGCGGCUACCUGUUCGACCGAGACACGCUCACCAUGUCGCUGGCGCCCAAGGACGAGCACGAGGCACAGGUGCAGUUCGCGCUGGAGCGCGGCAUCCCGGCCAUCUCCGCCGUGAUGGGCACGCGCCGCCUCCCCUUCCCCGGCAACGUCUUCGACGUCGUCCACUGCGCACGCUGCCGCGUGCCCUGGCACAUCGAGGGCGGCAUGCUUCUCCUCGAGCUCAACCGCCUCCUCCGCCCUGGCGGCUUCUUUGUCUGGUCGGCUACGCCGGUCUACCAGAAGCUUCCGGAAGAUGUCGAGAUCUGGGACGAAAUGGUGAAGCUGACGAAGGCGAUGUGCUGGGAGGUGGUGGGGAAGACCAAGGACACCGUCGACCAGGUCGGCCUCAUCAUCUUCCGGAAGCCGGAGAACAACGGCUGCUACGAGAAGAGGAGGCAGAAGGAGCCGUCGUUGUGCGAACCCUCAGACGAUCCCAACGCAGCAUGGAACAUAACACUGCGUGCGUGCAUGCACCGGGUGCCUGACGAUCCAUCGCUGCGAGGCUCACGGUGGCCGGAGCUGUGGCCGGAGAGGGUGGGCAAGGCCCCUUACUGGCUAGACAGAAGCCAAGUGGGUGUGUACGGCAAGCCGGCCCCCGACGACUUUGCGGCGGAUCUCGAGCACUGGAAGAAGGUGGUCGGGAGCUCGUACCUCACCGGCAUGGGCAUCGACUGGAAGACCGUCAGGAACGUCAUGGACAUGAGAGCCGUCUACGGAGGGUUCGCGGCGGCGCUGCGGGAGAUGAACGUGUGGGUCAUGAACGUGGUGACGAUCGACUCGCCGGACACGCUGCCGGUGAUCUACGAGCGCGGCCUGUUCGGGAUCUACCACGACUGGUGCGAGUCCUUCAGCACCUACCCGAGGUCCUACGACCUCCUCCAUGCCGACCAGCUCUUCUCCAAGCUCAAACCCAGGUGCAAGGUGUUGCCGGUGAUCGUGGAGGUGGACCGGGUGCUGCGGCCGAAUGGCAAGCUCAUCGUGCGCGACGACAAGGAGACGGUCGACGAGGUGCAGCGCGUGGUGAGGUCGCUGCAGUGGGAGGUCAGGAUGACCGUCUCCAAGCGCAACCAGGCACUGCUCUGCGCCAGGAAGACGACGUGGCGGCCCACGGAAGUCGAGGCCAGAUGA
Molecule: messenger RNA, 3735 nt
Organism: Phragmites australis (common reed)
Lineage: Eukaryota; Viridiplantae; Streptophyta; Magnoliopsida; Poales; Poaceae
Product: probable methyltransferase PMT26
Exons: 5
Coding region: 1090-3735 (881 amino acids)
Cellular component (GO): trans-Golgi network; cytoplasm; endosome
Molecular function (GO): methyltransferase activity
Source: RefSeq, a predicted model, not a curated record